This is a messenger RNA of Lagopus leucura (white-tailed ptarmigan), 2783 nucleotides long. RefSeq names its product UDP-N-acetylglucosamine pyrophosphorylase 1 like 1 (gene UAP1L1). Lineage: Eukaryota; Metazoa; Chordata; Aves; Galliformes; Phasianidae. The record is from RefSeq and is a predicted model, not a curated record. Gene Ontology annotation, molecular function: UDP-N-acetylglucosamine diphosphorylase activity. Gene Ontology annotation, biological process: UDP-N-acetylglucosamine biosynthetic process. The transcript is spliced from 9 exons. The coding region runs from base 1 to 1506 and encodes 501 amino acids.
AUGGAGCCGCCCGAGGAGGUGCGGGCGCGGCUGGAGCGGGCCGGGCAGGGCCACCUGCUGCGCUUCUGGGCCGAGCUGGACCCGGCGCAGCGCGCGGAGCUGCUGGCCGCGCUGCCGUCCGGGCUGGGCGAGCACUGCCGGCUGGCGGCGGCCUGCGCCCGGCAGCGGGAGAACCCGGAGCGCCUGGACGGCCGCGUGGAGCCGCUGCCCGCCGCGCUCCUGGGCAGCGCCCGGCACUGCGGCCCCGCCGCGCUGCGGCGCUGGGAGGACGAAGGUUUGCAGCAGAUCUCACAGAACAAAGUGGCAGUGCUGCUGCUGGCUGGAGGACAAGGAACCCGCCUGGGAGUGAGCUACCCCAAGGGCAUGUACAACGUGGGACUGCCCAGUGGCAAAACCUUGUAUCAGAUCCAAGCAGAAAGAAUCCGAAAAGUGGAGCAACUCGCUGGCCAGAGGCACCGCUGCCAGUGCACCGUGCCCUGGUACAUCAUGACAAGUGAGUUCACACUGAGGCCAACAGAGGAGUUCUUUGUAAAACACAGAUACUUCAACCUGGAUAAAUCCAAUGUAAUCAUGUUUGAACAGAGGAUGCUGCCAGCUGUCACCUUUGAUGGGAAGGCCAUCUUGGAGGAGAAGGGGAAAAUUGCUAUGGCUCCAGAUGGCAAUGGUGGCUUGUAUCGUGCUUUGGUGGAUAAUAAGAUCUUGGAUGACAUGAAGCAGCGUGGUAUCCAGUACGUCCAUGUGUACUGUGUAGACAACAUUCUUGUCAAAAUGGCAGAUCCAGUCUUCAUAGGCUUCUGUGUUUCCAGAGGAGCAGAUUGUGGUGCCAAGGUGGUGGAGAAGGCCUACCCCACAGAGCCUAUAGGGGUGGUGUGCCGCGUGGAUGGGGUCUCUCAUGUGGUGGUGGAGUACAGCGAGAUCAGCCCGGAGACCGCGCAGCAGCAAAGGCCUGAUGGGGGGCUGAUGUACAGAGUUGGCAAUAUCUGCAACCAUUUCUUCACUGUUGACUUUCUGCAGACAGUGGCCCAAAAACACGAGUCCCAGCUGAAGCACCACGUGGCCAUAAAGAAGGUGCCUUACAUUGACGAGGAGGGAAAUCUGGUAAAACCGCUAAAACCGAAUGGAAUAAAGCUGGAGAAGUUUGUGUUUGAUGUGUUCCAGUUCUCUAAGAAUUUUGUGGCAUUUGAAGUUUUGAGAGAAGAGGAGUUCUCACCGUUAAAAAAUGCAGACACAGCUGAGAAAGACAACCCUACCACUGCUCGGCAGGCCCUCCUGGCCCAGCACUACCGCUGGGCUCUCAAGGCUGGGGCCAGGUUUGUGGAUGCAGAUGGCUGCAGGAUACCAGAGGAGCUCAGUCUUUCAGGCACCGAAAAUCCUCCGGCUGUGUGUGAGAUUUCUCCAUUAGUGUCUUACUUUGGAGAGGGUCUGGAGGUGUACAUGAAGAACAAAGACUUCUGUUCUCCCUUUAUACUCGAUGAAGACAAAGCAGAAAUGCUAGGAAGUUCUUGAAGAGGAGGGAGGUCUUCUCCCCUCAAAUCAGAUGCUUGUCUGUCAGAGCAAUUAUAAGAACUGACCCUACUAAAAUGAAGUGCCUUAUGAAAACUUGCUUUGCAGUAUUAGGUUGAUGCCAAAUCUUUGCAACAGUUGUAUCAUCUGUGCCCACUCAGCAGAUCCGUUUGGUGACUUUGAAGUCUGAGCCUUUUACCUUGAUCUGUUUUGUCAACAGUGAUAUGAAUGACAAUUAAUACUUUCCAGGUACCAGACAGAUUUUAUAUUUCCUUUCUCUAGUGCAUACAGAUUUAUAACAGAGCCAGCUGGAAUCUAAUCAGUCAGCUUUGCAUUCACGCAGAUUAGAUCUCUGCAGUGCCCACCUUUGUACCUUGUUUGCGCUGUUGUUAUUUUUUGUGUAUGUUUGCUUGUUUGCUUUAAGCUCUGCUGGUCAGGAGAUGCAUUUCAGCAUUCACAUCCUACAGUCAGUGUGUAUGGAGGAAUGUGCUGCACUUGGGGCCUUGUGUGUUAAAGUUUUGCUUGAGAUGUGGACCCUGCAGCAGUGAGACUGGCUUGCAUAUGUAGGCUCUGUGGUGGCACUCCAAGAAAACUAAGUAAAUACGCAGCUCAGAGUGAUUGCUUUUUACAGCUGCAGUGACCUGCAGGUGGGGAAGAGGACAAAGAAGAAGGCUGAGAACUCUUCACAACAGCCUUCUCUUCCUUUCUUACAACAAUCACUUAUUUUGCUUUCCAUUUUUCCAUUUGUACAUAUACCAUCCCUCAGGGAGGCGCUCCUGUGAAGUGCCUGAAGGUGACAGUGACAGGAGGAACAAGCUGUGAGGGAGAAUUUGAGGCUUAAUCCCAAUGUAAGCAAUGUAACAGUAAAAUGCCUCAGCUUCUGCAGUUUCCAGUGGAGCGCUUCUCCAGCACUUUUUCAGUUAAGGAAAUAACUCUUUAGAUGCCUUGCUCUUAUCCUAGGUUACAGACUAUGAUAUAUCAACUAACGAAGGAAGGUAAUUUGCAGAAUUUCAGUAGCACAGCAGCCCAGCCUUGGCGGAGGGGUCACAGGGUGGCCGUGCCUCACAGCUCCUGCUCUGCAACAGCAGAUCCUACACACCAAAGUCAUUUCACACCUCAGGAGGACGCUUCAUGUGCGUUGCUGAGCGGGGUUGGGUUGACGAGCACACACUGCAUUUCCCCCAGUCAGCUGUAAGGAAGGUGUUGAAUCAUAGAAUCACAGAAUGGCCUGGGUUGCAAAGGAGCACAGUGCUCAUCCAGCACAACCCCCUGCUGUGUGC